AUCCAGUCCAGAUGUGUUUGAAACCCGUAUGGAAAAAAGAAAUGAAGUGCAAAAGCAGCCUGUGGGAUAUUCCAAUCAAGGGGAAUUUAUCAGAUGCAUGGAGGAAAAGGCAGAAGGCUUGGGCACAAAGACAUCAAAAGGAGGUUUCACAAAAGAUAAGACCCUUGAUUCGAUUCUUAAUGUUGAGAUGGUGAAAGAAAAAUCAGCAGAGGAGAUAAAACAGAUUUGGAAUCAGUAUUUUUCUGCAAAAGAUACGGUUUAUGCUGUUAUUCCUGCGGAGAAGUUUGAUUUAAUAUGGAAGAGAGCUCAGAAAUGUCCAUCGUUUCUGUAUGCUUUGCCAAGAAAAGAAGGCUAUGAGUUCUUUGUGGGGCAGUGGUCAGGAACAGAAUUGCACUUCACUUCCCUAAUAAACAUUCAGACCCAAGGUGAAACUGCUCCUAGCCAGUUAGUCUUAUACCAUUAUCCUGAGCUGCAGAAGGAAAAAGGGAUAGUACUAAUGACAGCAGAAAUGGACUCAAAGUUCUUGGUGGUUCAUGAAGCACAGUGCUUGGCGAAUCAGGUGCAGCUUUUCUAUGCAACGGAUCGUUCUGAGACCUACAAAUUAGUGGAGACAUUCAACCACAGAUCUAGCGAAUUUAAAUAUAUGUCAGUUAUAGCAGAGCUUGAGCAAAGCGGACUUGGACGAGAACUGAGACCUGGUCAGGUUUCUGACAAGUAGUAGAUGCUGACCUGUGGGUGAAGCAAACCAGCAGCAGGCACGGGGUUUCCUAGAUGGGGUGGUCCUGUCUCUUUUGUUUUACGAAUUUGAUUUGGCUACAGAAAGGAUCUGGAGACGUCCUGGGAGUGUGAUAGUCAAGCCUGUCUGGCACUGAUGCAAGGUGAGGACUUGAGCCAUUUGAACAACAAUAACUAAUUGCGAAAAAGGAGCCUUGUACUUCAGUGUAACUUCGUCAGAAUGAGCUAUUUUCCCAUCCUGUAACUUAACUGCUGCAUGCUGUAUUUUUGAAAUCCGAAAUAAAAUGACAGAAGGGGA
Molecule: messenger RNA, 1033 nt
Organism: Fulmarus glacialis (Northern fulmar)
Lineage: Eukaryota; Metazoa; Chordata; Aves; Procellariiformes; Procellariidae
Gene: ATPAF1
Product: ATP synthase mitochondrial F1 complex assembly factor 1
Exons: 8
Biological process (GO): mitochondrial proton-transporting ATP synthase complex assembly
Cellular component (GO): mitochondrion
Source: RefSeq, a predicted model, not a curated record